AUGAAGACGGCAAUCCAGCAGGAAUGCCAGGGCGCCAAGACGACGCCGCAAAUGCUUAAGGAUGAGCUCUCGAAGCUCCCACCAUUCAACUACUACCUAUUGUUCGCGAUUACCUGCCACAUCAGCCUGUUGCACUCAUGUUCCGAAUUCAACAAGAUGAACUACAACAACCUGUGCAUCUGUUUCCAGCCGGCUAUCAAGAUCGACGCCUUCUGUUUCCAAUUUCUUAUUCUGGACUGGCGAAACUGUUGGCAAGGCUGUUGGACGGAGAAGGACUUUUUGACAGACGAAAUCAACUUCCUCAACCAUGUACAAGAAGUUGAGUCCCAGCAGCAGCAACAACAACAACAAGAGCAGCAACAGCAACAACAAAACCAGCAGCAGCAUCUACAACACCAACAACAGACUCCCUCCAGAAACGGCCCACCUCAAAGCGCUGGGAGAAGCAAAGGCACGAACUCGCCCCAGGUGCCGCCUCCGAAGAAGCCAGCGACGAUGCGCAGUCAGUCAACUGACCAUGUCAAGUCAUCCUCACGAGGACUUUCAUCUGAGAGGAAUGGACGUGCUACACCGCCGAACCCUUCACUGGUCUUGUCGGAACCCUCAAGCAACCCCGUUCUACGUAUGCGGGGCGGCGGCUAUAGCGAGCGCGAGACGUCGCCUGAGCGAGUCACGUCGUCUUCAGACAGUCGAGAGGGGGUUCAGCAUGCGAGAAGCACACCGCGUGCGCCCCCGUCGGUCAGCACCGAAGCGUCCUCGAUCGAUCUAGAUGAGAAUGCCACGCCGACUCAAGCACAACAUAGUCGCGGGCCGUCUGAAUCGACGCAAUUUCGAUUGGACCUGCGCGAUCCACCGGGCUCCCCCUUCAACAUUAAAUUUUGA
This is a messenger RNA of Alternaria ventricosa, 882 nucleotides long. RefSeq lists its product as uncharacterized. Gene Ontology annotation, cellular component: cytoplasm. Gene Ontology annotation, biological process: signal transduction; regulation of GTPase activity. The transcript is spliced from 2 exons. The record is from RefSeq and is a predicted model, not a curated record. Bases 1 to 882 code for a protein of 293 amino acids. NCBI's taxonomy places the organism in Eukaryota, Fungi, Ascomycota, Dothideomycetes, Pleosporales, Pleosporaceae.